Molecule: messenger RNA, 1391 nt
Organism: Osmerus eperlanus (European smelt)
Lineage: Eukaryota; Metazoa; Chordata; Actinopteri; Osmeriformes; Osmeridae
Gene: ccdc33
Product: coiled-coil domain containing 33
Exons: 11
Coding region: 55-1254 (399 amino acids)
Cellular component (GO): peroxisome
Source: RefSeq, a predicted model, not a curated record
UCAGUUAUGUGACACCGUAGGUCUCUUGAUAAGGAUUCAGAGGUUGGCUGUUCAAUGCAGGCUAUUGAGGGAUCCCCCAGUACCCCGGCAUCAGGCAAGCUGCAGCAGGAUGGAUACAGUCUUCCGUCCCCCGACGCCCUGGCUCAGAUCCUACCAGACUACCAGCAUCUCUUCGGCUCAGACAAGCCUCCAGCUCCUGGCUCGGUUCCCCAGGGACAGGGCAGACCACCCGACACAGCAGAGGCUACACACAGCACCAAGCCUGGACAAACUCUCCCUGACUUUGAGGAUGACCCACAUAUAGCACAAAUCACUGACCUCCAAACAAAAGAAGUAGAGAACUAUCGCACAGCCAUGCGCAAAAUGGCGGAGGACAUUAUCACCAUGCGAUCACAGGUUGUCAGUCUGGAGUCGGACAACAGCCAGCUCCGCAGUGUCCUGACCCUUCACCAGGACCUGGGACGCGACCUGUUGGAUGACACAGACAUAGAUGUCAUGACCAAGGCAGAGAUCGCCGACCGGAUAGCCUCUCUGAAGUUUAAGCUGGCCAGUGAGACCAGCAAGGCUUCCUCCCAGAGAGACAAAAUCCAGCAGAUGCAGAAUGACCUUAUCCGAAAGAAUGACAGAGAGAAGGAGCUGUUGAGACUUCAGAGGGCCCAUGAGCAGCAGCAGGAGGCUCUGCAGAGCUACCAGAGCCGUGUGGCCAAGCUGGGAGUCCUGGAGACCACAGUCCGGCAGCAGGAGAAGGUCAUCGAGAAGAUGGAGAAGGUUCUGGAUAAUAAACUGACUGAGAAGAAUAAAGAGAACUCAGAGAGGGAACUCAGAGAAAGGGGGAGGAAAACUACUUGGAAAAGGUCAACAGCAGGGGAGGAUGACAGCAGAAAGGCAGAGAUAGAGUCGGCUCUGGCGGCAGAGAACUCCCGCCUCAGAGGGGAACUGGAGAAGAUGCGACAGCAGCAAGCCCCUAUCAUCAUCCAACAGCCGCCACAGGAUGCUUUCCCCGACAAAGAGAAACUGAGUUUGCUGAGUCAACUGGAGAAGGUAGAGUCAAGAGUACGGGCUCUGGAGACACAGCUGGAAGAGAACUCUAAACGUUGGGGCAGGCAGAAACAGGAGAUGUUGACCAAACUGAGUGAAUAUAAAUGUGGCUUCGCACGGACAUCCACCACAAUCCUGCAUGAUCUUCCCCUGGAGAGUGUGUCUGACUCCUUGAUGGAUCGUAGGCGACACAGACAGCUGAAGCCUAUGAAAUGACCUUCACCUCGUAGUGUGAAUCUACAAAAACCAAUAACGCAAUCAAGGAAGACAUGAAGAAUUAUUUUUACAAAAUGAGUUUAAUUUUUUAUUUUAGCACAGUUGUUUAGGUUGUAACAAUAAAUGACAUUUUAAAA